CAAAUCAAGCCGGUUCGGACACUGAGACAUUGUUUUUCUCGUUAUUAUUAUUAAUUACGCCGUAGAUUGUCUUUGAUAUUAUAUAAAGAUAUUAAUGAGGUUAUGUUGAACGUGCAUUUAUACGAAUUUAAUUAAUUUAAUCUCGAAAUACCGUUGCAUACUGAAAUGUCAACAUGACAAAGCAUAUCAUAACCAUUGUGACUUUUAGUGAAUGAUACAGAUAGCUUUUCUGCAAGAAUGAUAAAGUAGCGUGAAACCCAAGUCCCAUCUCCAAAAUGCCAGGGUUUGACGGGUUUCAAGUUGUCAGGCGUGGAAGAUUUGGAAGAAGACGUUUUGUGCCUCGAGUUCCUGGUCCUGUGAGAGAUAUUGUUGAACCUGAAAUUGAUACUGAAAGGCUGCUACGCACAGUCCUUGAUGCUGUCAUAUCACUGCGGAAUUCUCCAUAUAGACAAAUAAUAUACAACGGUUUGGCGGAGUCCUUGAAUAUCCUCAAUAAGGAAGUGAUACCAGAAAUUGUUUGCUAUGGUUUAGGCAAUUUCUCAGAAUGUCGAGCUGCGAAAUAUCAAUUGGCCGCUUUAUUAACCAUAAAGUCUCGCUACCAAAGUCGAGUUCAUCUUUACGAUCCAGUAUUUUUUUCCAAAGAAAUAGAAGUAUUAAAGACUCUUGGUUUAUUUAUGAUAGAAACCAAUGAAAGAGCCUUAAGAAAAGCUGAUGAUAAUCUGACACUUUUUUAUAUGCCUCACCUUUGUCAAGGCCUGAUUGCAAAUUGUGUUUAUGCUAAUAGGGGAAUAGAUCUCAAUAACUGUAUUUUUAUGACCAACAGUUUUACUGAAAUAGCCCAAACUAUUGGAAUUGAUGAGGAUUUCAAGGACUCCGUUGAAAUGAUUAAUAAGCUGACUCCAUUUGUCCACGAAAUUUCUAUAAAUAAUGAUUCAAUUAAUACAGAAUAUCCGUUAAAUCAUGCAUUUAAUAGUACUUCGAUUCAUGUAUUCCCCAAAUUAACUCUUUCCAAUGUGCCGGAAGAGUUUUGGAAUUCCUUGAACGGACCUCCUUAUUCACCAUCUGAUGAGAUUAAUCAAAGACGUGAUUAAUUUAAUAACAUUUUUAUAUAAAUUUUGAUAUCUUUAGAUUAAAUGUUAUCAAACGGGAUUCAAAAAGAUGAAUUCUAAUCUUCAACUGAUUCGUUCUCUUUUUCGAGAAAUUCGUCAUAUAGCCAGCGAGGGCAAAAUCAAGGAUAAUAUCAUGGUUCAGUACAUCUUGGAACAAGCUAGAGCUCACAAAGAAACUUC
Chelonus insularis is the source of this 1289-nucleotide messenger RNA. RefSeq names its product SRR1-like protein. NCBI's taxonomy places the organism in Eukaryota, Metazoa, Arthropoda, Insecta, Hymenoptera, Braconidae. Gene Ontology annotation, cellular component: nucleus; cytoplasm. The record is from RefSeq and is a predicted model, not a curated record. Bases 276 to 1091 code for a protein of 271 amino acids. Gene Ontology annotation, biological process: microtubule-based process. The transcript has 4 exons.